Messenger RNA from Drosophila montana, 2140 nucleotides. RefSeq lists its product as uncharacterized. The transcript has 2 exons. The record is from RefSeq and is a predicted model, not a curated record. The coding region runs from base 65 to 2140 and encodes 691 amino acids. Gene Ontology annotation, molecular function: protein binding. Lineage: Eukaryota; Metazoa; Arthropoda; Insecta; Diptera; Drosophilidae.
UGCCCUGAGAACAAGUUGAAAAGUUGACGGUUAUCGCUUAAGCAUUGAUUUUAACAUUCCGAAUAUGUUUAAAUCCAAGUCAUUCGAUUUGAAUAAUGAAGAGAUUACAAGACAACCCGAAAAACUCUAUCAACCACGCAAAAUCCGAUGGCUGAAGUACAUCAUACAACCAGCUGCAAUUGGCUUUGUGCUUCUUUUAAUCAUUUGCAAUGUUGACUUUUCAAAUGAACCGGCACAGAACAAUCAGGUUUCCCAGACAAAGGAUUUUAAAAUAUCAAGAACGAUAUCGCCUCAAGUAAAAGUUGAUUUUAACAAAUUGCCAUUCUCAAAAUAUGCCGAAUGGUGCAAAGAAAACCUCCAUUGCAAUCAUAAUUUUAGUCAAUUGGUUCUCGGACAGAAACAUGCCAAAAAAAAAACGGUUUGCAAUAAUUAUUUUAUACUUCGCCUUAAAAACUAUCACUUUCCCAAGGGAGUAAUGCGGAAUAAUAGCUUUGAUGGUGAUUACAGACUGCAAAGUUUAGUUUUAAACAAUUGUGAACUGAACUAUAUUAAUAAUGACGCCUUUGAUCAAAGCAGCUUACGAAGUCUCCUGAAUAUAGAGUUAAUCAAUGCCAGGCUCAAAAAUAUAAGUAACAAUGCAUUUCGAGGGCUGAAUAAACUAAGGAACUUCACACUGAUCAAUCGAAGAAAAUCGCUGCGAUGUAAAGGAAUUAUGUUACCACUGGCAAACACCCUACGUUCAGCGAAAAUUUAUCAGGAAUAUACACAUUAUAAAAUAUAUAAACCUGAAUACUUUUUCGGCGACGCAGAUUAUCAACGCCUCAAAGUCGUAGAUCUAAGUGGAACCAAUAUCGGAGGAUCGGCAGAAACCAACAGUUUUAAGAACAUGCCGGCCUUGGAGUACCUAAUUUUAGCAGGUUGUAGACUGAUCAGUAUUAGUUUUGAUGUAACAAGUGGCUUUGAUGCUCUUCGAUACUUGGACUUGAGCGGCAACAAGCUUACCAAAUUUAGUCCUGAGUUUAUAUUGAAUUCCAUACAAAGUGGUAUUACGCUGAAUCUCGUGGAUAAUGAUUGGGAUUGUAGCUGUACUACUUUAGAUUCUUUAAAUUCAUCAAAUAUAAUGUCUUGCUUUGAACUGAUUAGAAAAACAAGAAAUUUAAUUAGCACUGAUAUUCCGUAUAGUUCUGAAAGCACAGAUGAAACAGAAUCAACGUCAACAACAACAAGGCGCACAGCUGCAGUAAAAACUACGAAAAGUACUUCGUCGCUUUCCACGACUACGCCGGCUGCCCCGACUAUACUGAAUAGCUCAACAACCGAGUUGGAUAUAACGACCACUGAAUCGGUAGGCGAUGAUCAUCCUCUUUUAUUCGAUCAUAUCGUAUGCAUUAAUGCGGCCAAAGAAACUAUAAGUAACACCACGGUAUACUACGAUGCACGAAUUAUAAUUGAAGACGAUUCUGACAGCGCAGUCCACCUUACUUUAUCCCAGUUAGACUCUCAGUUUUGGACCAUCAUCUAUUUUUCAAAUGCAAAAGAUACUUUUCAAAUUUCUAAAGACGAUGCCGUUGAAAUCGUAGAUGAUAUAACUGUUGAGAUUAAUUAUUUAAACUGCGGCACCGCGUACGUAUUUUGCCUGUUAAUAGAAGAAAAUAUGACCUCGCCAUUUAAUUGUCGGUCACAUCAAACUUUGGCAUGUAGCGAGAAGAAAAUGUGGUUUGAGGCACACAGCUCGCUGAUUGUAGGUCUUGGAAUAGUCGGUAUUCUAUUGAGCGUAACCCUUGGGUUAUUCGUCAUGUACGGAGUUCUCUGGAUUCGUCCGACCUGGCUAUGCGGAAGUAAACGCUUGCUUCGCCCGUCGCGGGGAUCUCCCACAAUGGUUCUAUUGCCUCUGAGUUUUGAAAUGGAGCUAUCCAACCCAAUUGGGUACCCAAAAUCCGAAAACAGCAUUAACGAAUAUGUAGCAUACUAUCGCCAUUUAGAACAAGCACAACUGUACCGAGGAGAAUCAAAUAAGUACAAUAUACCACCCUUAGAACGCGCCCCAUCCGUGCCGCCAUACGAGGGAAAAAAUAAAAUAUCCACAAAUCCUAACACUUAUACAUAUGAAUGCUUUGAGUUAUAUGAAGAGCUUUAUUAA